GCGUGGAGUCCGCCGCCUCAUCUGGGUCUCCCGGCCCCGCGAGCGACACUCCUUCAGCUCCAGCAUCUGCAGAGAAGAGGCCCCUGUCCUGCCCUCCAUCUGCUCAGCAUGGCCCAGUCGAUCCUCGACGCGAUGUCCGGAGCCUCCACCGGGACCCUGCAGGUCACCGACCCCCUCAACUUCUGGGGCGGGAGGCGCGUGGCUCCCCGGCAGCAGGCCGACGCCCAGGAUGUGUUCGAACCGGCGACCGGGAGGGUCCUGUGCCAGCUGAUCCCCUGUAAGGCCGAGGAGGUGGACGAAGCCAUGCAGAGCGCCCACACUGCCUACCUGAAGUGGAGCAAGAUGUCGGGGAUGGAGAGGGCCCGGGUCAUGCUGGAGGCUGCGCGAAUCAUCAGGGAAAGGAGGGAGGCCAUAUCGAAGCUGGAAGUCAUCAACAAUGGCAAGUCCAUCACCGAAGCGCUGGCGGACAUCGACUUCUCCUGGCAGUGUGUGGAGUACUACGCCGGCCUGGCCGGUACGCUGGCAGGCCAACACAUCCAGCUGCCCAGCGGAGCGUUUGCCUACACCAGGAGGGAGGCUCUGGGCGUCUGCGCAGGGAUCGGAGCGUUCAACUACCCCUUCCAGAUCGCAGUGGUGAAGUCCGCCCCCGCUUUGGCGUGCGGCAACGCCAUGGUAUUCAAGCCUUCUCCCAUGACUCCUGUGACCGCUGUGAUCCUGGCCGAGAUCUACAAGGAGGCCGGCGCCCCCGACGGGCUCUUCUGCGUGGUCCAGGGAGGCCCCGAGACCGGAACCCUGCUCUGCCAGCACCCGAUGGUGGCCAAAGUGUCCUUCACCGGCAGCGUUCCCACGGGAAAGAAGAUCAUGGAGAUGUCGGCCAAAGGGGUGAAGCCGGUGACCCUGGAGCUGGGAGGGAAGUCUCCUCUCAUCAUCUUCAAGGACUGCGAGCUGGAGAACGCCAUCAAGGGAGCGCUCAUGGCAAACUUCCUGACGCAGGGCCAGGUCUGCUGCAACGGCACCAGAGUGUUUGUGCAGAGAGAGAUCAUGCCAAAGUUCCUGGAGGAAGUGGUGAAGAGGACCAAGGCCAUCCCCGUGGGCGACCCCCUGCUCGACGCCACCCGGAUGGGCGCUCUGAUCAGCAAGCCCCAGCUGGACAAGGCGCUGGGGUUCGUCAGCCAGGCCAAGAAAGAGGGAGCCAAGGUGCUUUGUGGAGGAGAACCUUUCACCCCAAGUGACCCUAACUUGGCAGGGGGCUAUUACAUGUCACCCUGUGUGCUUGACAGCUGCAGAGACGACAUGACCUGCGUGAAGGAGGAGAUUUUUGGCCCCGUCAUGUCCGUCCUGGCCUUUGACACGGAGGAGGAGGUCCUCCAGAGGGCCAACUCCACCACCUUUGGACUGGCGUCUGGCGUCUUCACCAGGGACAUUUCCAGGGCGCAUCGGGUGGCGGAGAACCUGCAGGCGGGAACCUGCUUCAUCAACAACUACAACGUCAGCCCCGUGGAGGUCCCGUUCGGAGGCUACAAGAAUUCCGGCUUCGGCAGAGAGAACGGCCAGGUGACCAUCGAGUACUACUCCCAGCUGAAGACCGUGGUGGUGGAGAUGGGCGACGUGGAAAGCCUCUUCUGAAAGCUUCCAGUUCCCCCACGGCUGAAA
Salarias fasciatus (jewelled blenny) is the source of this 1653-nucleotide messenger RNA. RefSeq names its product aldehyde dehydrogenase 9 family, member A1a, tandem duplicate 1 (gene aldh9a1a.1). The coding region runs from base 109 to 1626 and encodes 505 amino acids. The transcript is spliced from 12 exons. NCBI's taxonomy places the organism in Eukaryota, Metazoa, Chordata, Actinopteri, Blenniiformes, Blenniidae. The record is from RefSeq and is a predicted model, not a curated record. Gene Ontology annotation, molecular function: oxidoreductase activity, acting on the aldehyde or oxo group of donors, NAD or NADP as acceptor.